AUGGCCGCCCGAAGUACUCUGUCUGAAGCUACUCGCUCGAUUCUUGACGAGCUUUCGGAGAGUGCAAAGGAGAAAGUGCCACGAGACGUCUACACCCAGCUGAUGAGCGGCUUCCUACAAGGGAAGUUUCAAAAGCAGGGAACGAGCUGCUUAAGGCGUAUCAGGAUUGCUGAAUUUACCUCUAUCGUUGCGAAGACGACGGGAUAUAGCAACGAGGACAAGGAAAAGGUGAAGGAUAUGUAUGCAAGAUACCAGAAACAGGAAAAAGACUUUGAGAAGCAACGCAAAAAAGGGAGUAAGACAGUAUACGAUCAGCAACAAUUCGUAGAAGAAUCUGCGAAGGAAUUCCUGCGGCAGCAAGAAAUGCGUUAUAAAUUUUUCCAUGACAAACAUCGAAACUGGUUUGCCAUGUUUCCGAGUUCAGCCAAACCGCAAAACAACAAUGUCAACGAAUUGGAUAAUCGUGAGAAUGGCAACAGGAACAGCAGAAUGCUUCCUGAAAACGACCUUGUAGGUUUCAACUGCGACAAUUCUUGA
Cylicostephanus goldi is the source of this 537-nucleotide messenger RNA. NCBI's taxonomy places the organism in Eukaryota, Metazoa, Nematoda, Chromadorea, Rhabditida, Strongylidae. The record is from the annotation of a GenBank genome assembly.